UUUAGUUCUUUGUUUUCUCUCAGCAGCACUGAAAUUUCUAGGAAGUGGAAGUACCCAGAAAAUAUAUAAUAAAACAGAGCAGUGGAAAUUUCUUGUAAUAUUUCCUAAAAGGAGCACUGAAAUUUCAUCACUUUCAAAAUUCUAGGUCCUCUCCAAAUUCUCUCCUUAAGUCUUCUCUCUUUUCAUUUGCAAAUUUCAGAUUGGAUUCGACGCAUUCUCAAAAUUACGCAAGUCUGGUUGGGGAUCAAAUCUAUUUUUCUAAUGGCUUUAGUGGACAUUGAAACGGACUCGUCAUCCUUCCCAAGUUCUUCUUCUGCUGCUGCCCGACGGAAGUAUGAUGUCUUUCUCAGUUUCAGAGGCGAGGACACCCGCUACAAGUUUAUGGGUCAUCUAUACGAAGCUUUGAUCCAGAAAGGCAUUUUCACCUUUAAGGACGAUGAAAAACUCGAGAGAGGAGAACCCAUUUCACCAGACCUGUUGAAAGCAAUAGAAGAGUCGAGAUUUGCUGUAGUCAUUCUCUCUGAAAACUAUGCAUCGUCAACUUGGUGCUUAGAUGAACUUGCAAAGAUCAUUUGCUGCAAAAAUGAGACGGGAAUGACAGUUCUGCCUGUUUUUCACUACGUGGAGCCAUCUGAUGUGCGGAAACAAAUGGGAACUUUUGCACUAGCAUUUGCUAAACAUGAAGAAAAGGAGAACAAAGAGAGGGUGGAGAAAUGGAGAGAUGCUUUGACACAAGUGGGAAGCCUUCGCGGAUGGCAUUUAAAGGAUCAUUGGUCUGAGAUAGAAAACAUCAAAGACAUUGUGGGAUGGAUAUCGCUUCACUUGAAAUAUGAUGCAUUACCAUACAUUGCCAAGGACCUAGUAGGAAUAAACUCUCGAAUGGAGGAAUUGGAGGCGCGUUUAGCUUUAGGGUCAAACGAUGUUCGCUUUAUAGGGAUUUGGGGGAUGGGGGGAAUGGGCAAGACAACUCUUGCUAGAGUUGUUUAUUAUAUGGUUUCUAUUAAAUUUGAAGCUUGUAGUUUUAUUGAGGAUGUUAGGGAAAAAUCUGAAAGAGAUGGUUUAGUUGGACUACAACAGAAACUUAUUUCUGAUAUUUUGAAGGAAAAAGAUUUGAAAAUUAGCGAUAAGUAUGAUGGAGUUAUCAAUAUCAAGAAUAGGUUAUGUUGUAAAAGGAUUCUUCUUGUCAUUGAUGAUGUAGAUAAAUUGGACCAGUUGAAAUUCUUAGUUGGGGAGCAUGAUUGGUUUGGUCCGGGCAGUAGAAUUAUCAUAACAACAAGAGAUGAGCAUGUGUUGAAAACACGUGAAGUAAAUGAAAUAUAUGAAGUUGAUGGAUUGAAUGGUGAACAUGCUCUUCAACUAUUUUCAUCAAAAGCCUUUAAAGGCAAACAUGACCUAGAUGAUUAUUUAGAGCUGUCUAACCAUUUUUUGAAAUAUGCUGGAGGCCUUCUGUUAGCUCUUGAGGUUUUGGGUUCAUUUUUGAUUGGAAAAAGUAUUGCUGAAUGGAAAAGUGCAUUAGAGAGGCUCAAAGAAUUUCCUGAGAGAACCAUUCUCCAAGUACUUAAAAUAAGUUUUGAUGGACUCCAUGACACAGAGAAGGAAAUAUUCCUACAUAUUGCAUGCUUCUUUAACCAUAGGGAGAAAGAUGGUGUAGUAGAAGUAUUGGAUAGUCUUGGCCUUUUAGCUGUUAUUGGAUUGAAGGAACUCAUUAAUAAAUCUCUCUUGAAAAUUGAUUGUAUUAAUCGGUUGUGGAUGCAUGAUUUACUUGAAGAAAUGGGUAAGAACAUAGUUUUUCAAGAGUGCCCUAAUGAUUGUGGGAGGCGUAGUAGACUGUGGAAUAAUGAGGAUAUUGAAAACGUGCUGGAAAAAAAUCAGGGAACAGAAAAAGUUCAAGCUAUGAGAAUUGUGUGUGAUAUGUUUCUUAAAAAGCAUGUGGCAACUUGGAACCCUGAUGCCUUUUUGAAGAUGUACAAUCUUAGAUUUCUUGAAGUUUUCUGGAUUCGCAAUUAUGUCCCUACACAUCUUCCUGGUGAUUUAAGAAUUCUUGAUUGGAUUGGAUAUCCUUCAAAAUCUUUGCCAUCAAGUUUCCAGUCAGACGAGCUUGUUCAACUUCGUUUGCAAUGGAGCCAAAUAGAACAACUUUGGAUAGGAAUAAAGAAUUUUGAUAAGUUGAAGCUUAUCGACUUGUCCUACUCCUUCAACUUGAUUAUAUCCCCAGAAUUGACCGGAGUCCCAAAUCUUAAGGAAUUAAUUCUUCAAAAUUGUAGAAGUUUACAUGAGCUUCACCCAUCCGUUGCAAUUCAUAAAAAGCUUGUUCAUCUUAAUCUAAGAUAUUGCACAAAUCUUGUGCGCCUUCCUAGCACCAUUUGUAGUUUGAAGUUGCUUAAUUCCCUUGAUCUUUAUGGAUGUUUAAAAUUUGUCAACUUUCCAAAGAACAUAGGAAAUAUGAAAGGUUUGGAGGUGCUUAAUUUGUGUUGGACAGCCAUAAAAGAGGUCCCUUCUUCCAUUGUUCUCCUUAAAAAUCUCAAACACUUACAUAUCCGUGGAUGGACAUUAUCUGAAUUUUAUUCUCAGCCAGCAAGUAGUCUUGAGUCGAUGGGCCCAUUAUGGACUUCAUUAUUUUCCCUGCCAACAAGUCCUGAUACAGAAAGAAUAUUAUUGCCUUCAUUUUUAUAUUAUUCCCUACCAACAAGUUCCAAUUCAGUGGGCUUAUUAUUGCCUUCCUUAUCAGGUCUGCGUUCUUUAACAUAUUUGCGUAUUAGUGACUGCGAUCUUUGGUCAAUCCCCAAUGACAUUGGCUGCUUGUUCUCUUUAGAAAUCUUAAAUCUAAGUGGAAAUAAUUUUGUUUCCCUUCCUGAAAGCAUGUCUCAACUCUAUAAUCUUCGAAGACUCUAUUUGGAGGGUUGCAAGAGACUUCAAUCUUUGGAAAAUGUUCCAUCAACUAUUAAUUUUGUAAUUGCAAAUGAUUGUAUCUCACUGGAGAGAUUGCCUGAACUGCAAUUUGAUCCUUUUAGGUUAGAUCACUCCCAUUUGAAUUUCCAAUGUCUCAACUGCUUCAAAUUGGUUGACUAUAUUCAAAGCGGUGGUAACACUUUUAAGGGACUACCACAUGUUAUUAUUCCUGGAAGUGAAAUUCCGAAAUGGUUUAACCUUGAAUGUCGAGGUGAUAACAUACAAGUGUCUUUUGCCGGGUGUGAUAAGCUAAUGGGAAUUGCAUUGAGUGUUGGUUUUGUACCCAAUGGAUCACGUCAAUAUUAUAGUGAUUGGCAACUUUCAUGUUCUUUUCAUGUCAAUGGAUUUAAAAUUGCAUAUUUCAUACAAUCUUAUUAUCUUAUGACAAAAUAUGGUAAAGUUGAAUCACCUCACCUUUGGCUGCUCUAUUUGUCCACUCACCAUUCCGUCUCCAAUUGGGGCAAAAUAUGUAGUCACAUUGAUGCCAACGGAUUCAGUCAGCUCGAGAUUAAAAUAUUAGUCGACAGCGUGGAGGUGGAGAAAAUUGGGGUUCAUUUGGUAUACAAGCAAGACAUUGAAGAUUCCAAUGAAACCAUGGCACAGUGCAUCAACAACAGCAGCACAUUGUAUGGGGAUUUGGGUGUAAUCCAUCAUGAUAUUGAUAAUUCAGACAUAGAAAGUAGUAGAAAUAAGCAAAGCCAUGAUGUGGAUGAUGGGGCUGGAUCUAGUGGAGAAGGCUACUCUGAUAAGGAACCACAGCCAAAGUGGAUUCAUAGAGUCCGAGCAUUUAUGGCUGAUUCUGAGGAUUUGAGUCAAAGGGAAAUUUUUGACUUCUUUGCUAAGGAUGAAAUGUCCAAGAAGCUUGAAUCUAUUCACGGAGGGAAGAGCAAUAGUUAUCAUGACAUUGAAGAUUUCAAUCAAACUAUAACACAGUUAAGCAUCAACAGCAGGACACUCUCUAAGGAUCUAGGUGAUCACUGUCAUGAUCUUUAUAAUUCAGCUGCAGAAGGUAGCAGAAAUAAGCGAAGCCGUGAUGAGGAAGAUGGGGCAGGACCUAGUGGAGAAGCCUACUCUAACGACGAACCACAUCCAAAGACUUGGAGGAUGUAUGGCAUACUCUAAACAAUGCAGUAUUAGGAAUGUUUCAACUUCUUUGCCUGAGGGGAUCCAAGAAACUUGAGGCCUAUCACAGUGGUAAGAGGGAAGGUUACAAGAGAAACGUUGAAGAAUUAGUCAAGGAGGGUCCCUCCUCUCAAACUUACCUUGGCACUCGCUAAACUGGUCAACAAUCAACCGAGGGUUCCUUUUUGUUGCAUGUGCCAGUGUGUGUAUAUAUGUGUGGCUUUGUUUAAUUGGUUUUAUAGAGUUCAAGCUGUGGCAUCAGUGUAGAGAAAUUAAAGAUUCUCUCGUCCCAUGCUUUUGUGCUAUUUUGUAAUCUCCUAUUUUCUUAGUGAAAUUUUCUGUUAGACACUUUUAGUGGAUGUAGGCCUAAAGCCGAACCACGCAAAUCUUUGUGUUCUAUGUGUGAUUGUCUUUUCUA
Molecule: messenger RNA, 4489 nt
Organism: Quercus lobata
Lineage: Eukaryota; Viridiplantae; Streptophyta; Magnoliopsida; Fagales; Fagaceae
Product: TMV resistance protein N-like
Exons: 9
Coding region: 262-4071 (1269 amino acids)
Biological process (GO): signal transduction; defense response
Molecular function (GO): protein binding; ADP binding
Source: RefSeq, a predicted model, not a curated record